Cucurbita maxima (winter squash) is the source of this 2926-nucleotide messenger RNA. RefSeq names its product kinesin-like protein KIN-UA. Lineage: Eukaryota; Viridiplantae; Streptophyta; Magnoliopsida; Cucurbitales; Cucurbitaceae. Gene Ontology annotation, biological process: microtubule-based movement. The record is from RefSeq and is a predicted model, not a curated record. The transcript is spliced from 17 exons. The coding region runs from base 326 to 2926 and encodes 866 amino acids. Gene Ontology annotation, molecular function: microtubule binding; ATP binding; microtubule motor activity.
AGCUUUCUUCUUCAAUUGCGUCUGGUUUACCCACCUUUUCUUGCUCGUCCUGUCUCAGAGAUUGAAUGAAUUUGGAGAGGGAAGCAAAAAAGGGUAUUGGAUUUGCAUUUGACUGAAUCUCAUCCAUCCCCCACACGGCGAAGGUCCACUUCCACUUCUACUGCUUGUUCUUGCAGCUCCCACGCUUCGUUUACAGCAUUUUGGGGCUCUUCUUUUGGGUCUCAUUGUUCUUUUCUCUCCCUCUCUGUCUCUCUGAAAGCAAAAAUACGCUAUUCUUCAAUGAUCUUCUAAACCCAUUUUCCCAAAUCUUCUGUGCCCUCUUGCAAUGGCCGCUUCUGGGGGUACUAGUUAUAGAAAUGGCGCCAAUUCCAGAAACUCUCUUAAGUUCGAUAAGCCCUUUUCUCCUAAUUCCAACCCCAAUUCUUCUCUUAAGUCAAAGUCUCUUCCCAAUUCUACUCUGGGACGCAGUAGCCCUGCAUCUCUUGGAGCUGCCAAGAAUGACGGUGGAGUUCCUGGAAGAGUUCGAGUGGCUGUUAGAUUGCGACCACGCAAUUCAGAAGAAUUGAUAGCCGAUGCUGAUUUUGCUGAUUGCGUAGAAUUACAGCCAGAGCUUAAAAGGUUGAAACUCCUGAAGAACAACUGGGAUUCAGAUACGUAUGAGUUUGAUGAAGUGCUAACUGAGUUUGCUUCUCAAAAACGUGUUUAUGAAGCCGUGGUGAAACCUGUUGUGGAGAGUGUAUUGGAUGGCUACAAUGGAACAAUUAUGGCAUAUGGACAGACUGGUACUGGUAAAACGUAUACUCUUGGACGACUUGGAGAGGAAGACACGGCUGAUCGUGGAAUAAUGGUGCGUGCUAUGGAGGACAUCUUGGCUGAAGUUUCUUUGGAGAUGGAUUCUGUCUCGGUAUCCUACCUGCAGCUUUAUAUGGAGAGCAUACAGGACCUUCUUGACCCUGCAAAUGAUAACAUUUCCAUUGUUGAAGAUCCUAAAACGGGAGAUGUUUCGUUACCUGGGGCUAGCCUUGUAGAAAUUAGACACCAGGAGAGCUUUGUGGAACUACUAAGAUUGGGGGAAGCUCAUCGUUUUGCUGCGAAUACGAAACUAAACACCGAAUCUUCUCGUAGUCAUGCAAUUCUCAUGGUACAUGUAAAGCGGUCUUUGAAGGGAAGGGAUUCAACUCUGGGAAGUGAUAUUGGUGGGCAUUCUCAUUUGGUUAAGACCUUGAAAGCUCCUAUUGUUCGGAAGGGAAAGUUAGUGGUGGUGGAUCUUGCUGGUUCUGAGCGCAUUGACAAGUCAGGAAGUGAAGGACAUACACUUGAAGAAGCCAAAUCCAUAAAUCUCUCCCUGAGUGCAUUAGGGAAAUGCAUAAAUGCACUAGCUGAGAAUAGUGCACACGUUCCAGUCAGGGAUUCAAAGCUUACAAGAUUACUCCGGGAUUCAUUUGGUGGAACAGCUAGAACUUCACUGGUUAUUACUAUUGGUCCUUCACCUCGCCAUCGUGGAGAGACUACAAGCACAAUAAUGUUUGGCCAACGGGCUAUGAAGGUGGAAAAUAUGGUGAAGAUAAAAGAAGAAUUUGAUUAUAAAAGUUUAUCGAGAAGAUUAGACAUUCAAUUAGACAAACUGAUAGCCGAACAUGAAAGACAGAAGAAAUCAUUUGAGAUGGAAAUUGAAAGAAUUACCAAAGAAGCAGAGGAUCGCAUAUCUGAAGCUGAAAGAAGUCAUUCGAAUGCACUGGAGGGUUCGGUUGAGUGUGCCGAUAAGGAAGUUGAGGAGCUAAAGAAUUUGGUUAAAAGGGAAACGCUUUUGAGGAAGGCAGCUGAAGAGGAAGUUGACAAUCUUAGAACUCAAGUAGCCCAACUGAAGAGAUCAGAGACAUCUUGCAAUUUAGAAAUCUCUAGGCUUUGCAAGUCUCUGGAAGAUGAGCAAAAUAAGAAAAAGAAACUAGAAGGAGAUAUAGCUGUUCUACAAACCCAGUUGUUGCAAUUGAGCUUUGAAGCUGAUGAGACCAGUAGGCGACUGGACAGAGGUGAGCCUGGGAAAGUCCUCGGUUCUAUAGAUUCUCAAGUGCAACAAGUUAAGCACUCACUGGCUCAGGAGCCUGGAAAUGGGGAGAAAGCUUCAGUUGCCAAACUCUUUGAGCAAGUGGGACUGCAGAAGAUCUUGUCGUUGCUGGAAGCUGAAGAUUAUGACGUCAGAAUUCAUGCUGUGAAAGUGGUUGCAAAUCUAGCAGCUGAAGAAACAAAUCAGCAAAAGAUUGUAGAGGCUGGCGGCCUUUCAUCCUUGCUGAUGCUACUCAGAAACACAGAGGAUGAGACGAUACACAGAGUUGCUGCUGGGGCAAUUGCAAAUCUGGCAAUGAAUGAGACCAACCAAGAGCUUAUUAUGUCCCAAGGGGGCAUUAGCUUACUGUCCAUGACGGCUGCCAACGCUGAGGAUUCCCAAACCCUUCGUAUGGUUGCCGGAGCAAUCGCCAAUUUGUGCGGCAAUGAUAAGUUACAGAAGAAGUUAAGGGGCGAAGGUGGCAUCAAGGCAUUGCUUGGUAUGGUAAGAUGCAGACAUCCUGAUGUUCUUGCACAAGUUGCCAGAGGAAUUGCGAAUUUCGCAAAGUGCGAGUCGAGGGCCUCUAUACAAGGGAGCAAGGCUGGAAAGUCUUUCUUGAUUGAAGAUGGAGCACUCCCAUGGAUUGUACAGAAUGCCAACAAUGAAGCAUCGACGAUCAAACGACAUAUUGAACUGGCACUCUGUCAUUUAGCACAACAUGAAGUGAACGCAAGGGACAUGAUGAAUGGAGGUGCAGUGUGGGAACUGGUUCGGAUAUCGCGGGACUGCUCACGGGAAGACAUAAGGAGUCUUGCGCAUCGAACGUUAAUAUCCAGCCCCACAUUUCAAGCUGAAAUGAGACGACUACGAAUAGAUUAUUGA